CUCUCUCUAACGACGCAAAAUUUGACCGUUGCAAUCUCGUUAUCCUCUUGUUGCUUCUUCUCUUCAGUUCUUCUGAAUUCACAUUACUCUGUCACUCUCUUUCUCUGAAUUUUGCGAUGCGUAAGGCGAAAAAAGCAGAAUCGUCCAACGCCGCUUCUUCGGAACGCCGAAACUGGGGUAACAUCUUCAACUCGUUGGUUCAGAUGGUACGUAACCAGCAGAACCAGCUUCAAUCAUUUGCCAAAAGCCACAAGUUUCUCGAAGAUCGCAUGCGAAUGCAGCACCUAGGGUGGACCUCUGAUGUUCGCAUUCACAAGGAUCAAAUUUCCCAAAUGAAGGGGAUUUUGAUAUUUGAGGAGAAGAAACAGUUGCUCGAGGCGGCGAAGGCGGAUUUGACGUUGGGUUUCAAGCAGAGAGAGGCUUCUAUGUUAAAAUUGAUUUUGGAGCAUACAGAGGAUGAGUUGGCUGAUUUUAAAGCUUGGUUUGAAUAUCUUUCCCAAAAAUCCUCUAAUGGAGAAGAUCAAGGAACAGUGUCUAAGGAUACUGACUUGAAGAAGGAAGGAACUGCGGAUAGUGGUAGGAAGUCCAGUUGGAACAGUGCAGAUAAAAAUAAGUGUUCCAGUGAAAUUAAGGAUGAGUUGAGGAGGUUAAAAGGUGAAUAUGAGAAGCUUGCUUUAGAAAAAUGUUCUGAGGUAUCAGCACUUUUGGCAGAAAAGAAAUUUGUGUGGAAUCAAUAUAAUAUGAUGGAUAGUGAUUACUCUAACAAAUUAAGGACAAAACAAGCUGAUUUAGAAAAGGCAAAUGAAAAGAUAAAGGUACUUGUUUCCAGUAUGGAACAACUACAGUCUGAAAAAAACGAAAAAGAUAGUAAAAUUUCAGAGUUAGAAAGUAAAGUGGCUGAUAUGGAAGCUGAGACAACAAGAUUAAACAAAGAAAUAUCAGGACUCUCGGCAGAGUUGGAAUCUUUAAGAAGGCUCAGGAACGAUCAAGUUACACCUGUUUUGAAUCAUUGCACAGAAAAAGCUAAAACAUCUGAUUUGGGAAACACUAAGAGCAUCAGGACUAGAAGAAAUAUGAACUUGAACAAAGAAAUAUGUACUCCUGAUGCACCUGCCCCUGCAAAAUCCUCUGAAAAGGGGACAAAAAGCUUGAAGAGGAAAGAAGUCCCAGCAGAGAUUCCCACCUCUGAGACUUCAAAGCUAUUCUCUUCCAGCUUCAAGGGGACAAAAAAUCUGAACAGAGAGGUUCGAGCAGUGAUUCCCACCUCUGAGACUCCAAAGCUAUUCUCUUCCAGUUUCAAGGUUCCAAAACUGAAGCCCUCUUUAAGGGUCAGAUGA
Messenger RNA from Abrus precatorius (Indian licorice), 1337 nucleotides. RefSeq lists its product as uncharacterized. NCBI's taxonomy places the organism in Eukaryota, Viridiplantae, Streptophyta, Magnoliopsida, Fabales, Fabaceae. The record is from RefSeq and is a predicted model, not a curated record. The transcript is spliced from 6 exons. The coding region runs from base 117 to 1337 and encodes 406 amino acids.